Owenia fusiformis is the source of this 492-nucleotide messenger RNA. The record is from the annotation of a GenBank genome assembly. NCBI's taxonomy places the organism in Eukaryota, Metazoa, Annelida, Polychaeta, Sabellida, Oweniidae.
UUGAUAUCUCUUGUGACACAAGACCAUAUAAUAAGGCCUUGUUACCAGCAACUGAUGAAGAAAAGGUUAUUAUAGGACUGAAGGCCAUACCCAAGAGCCUAAAAUCUGAGAUCGAGGGAAUACCUGAAGAUACUAAGGCUGCAAGGACACUCAUAAACAGUAUGAUGACAAAAAGGGAACUUGCAUAUACAACUCCAAGUGGGAAGUCAACUGAUGCAGCUAAGUUAAUCAUAGGAAAGACAUCUUCUAUUGGGAUCAGACAUAACUUGAUAUUUGAUUACCUGAUCUUAAACAGAGGGAUGAAAAGAGCACAGAUAAAUGCAGUGCUGAGCACAAGGAAUAGAGAGGUAUAUAAAUUGCUCCAACGACAGAAAAAUGGCCACGGCAUCAACAGUUAAUUGUCAACCAAUUUGUCACCAGAAAUCCUUGUAAAAGACAGUCAUGUCAAAAUUUAUCACAUUUGUCAUAUAUAGAAUAUUGGAAAUACAUAAC